Molecule: messenger RNA, 1350 nt
Organism: Trichoderma virens Gv29-8
Lineage: Eukaryota; Fungi; Ascomycota; Sordariomycetes; Hypocreales; Hypocreaceae
Exons: 5
Coding region: 1-1350 (449 amino acids)
Biological process (GO): transmembrane transport
Cellular component (GO): fungal-type vacuole membrane
Molecular function (GO): transmembrane transporter activity
Source: RefSeq, a predicted model, not a curated record
AUGGAGGAAUCAUCAUCUCUCCUUGUCCGAGUUCUCUCCGAACUGGGCCUCGUCUCCCUCUAUCACAGCAAGCCCGACGUCAAGCUCCUCUGCCUUCAGCGAUUCGUCCGCCUCUUCGCCUAUGGCGCCUCCACGCUCGUCCUCGUGCUGUACCUCCAGUCUCUGGGCAUCUCCAAGACCCGGACCGGCCUGUUCAUGACGCUGACGCUGGUCGGCGAUGUCUGCAUCAGCUUCUGCCUCACGCUGGUGGCCGACGGGCUGGGGAGGAAGGCGAUUCUGGCCCUGGGCGCCCUCAUGAUGGUGGGCAGCGGCAUCACCUUUGCCGUGAGCGACAACUACUGGGUCUUGCUGGCGGCCGCCAUCUUUGGCGUCAUUAGUCCGAGUGGUAACGAGAUUGGUCCGUUCCGAGCCAUCGAGGAGAGCGUUGUUGCCCACCUCACGGAGCCGGCCUCGAGAAGCGACAUCUAUGCAUGGUACAGCCUGCUUGGCACGGCUGGGACAGCCUUUGGUCUCAUGAUUGGCGGAUGGGUGGUGCAGUAUGUUUCCACCAUUCUUCACUGGGAGCUGGUUGAAGCCUAUCGCUUCAUUUUCUAUGGGUAUGCUGCUGCCGGCUUGGUCAAGCUGUCGCUAGCUCUCCUCUUGAGCAGCGCGGUCGAGGCCGAUGAGAAGCCUUCUCCCGCCAAGGAGGAGCAAAAGACCCGCAGCCGAUUUGGGGCUCUUCUUCCUGAUAUCAGCAAGGAAGGCUACGCUAUCAUGACGAGCCUGUGCAUCUUCUUCGCCCUGGACGCGUUCGCCUCUGGGCUGGCUUCCAUGUCCUGGGUGACGUAUUUCUUCCGCUGGCGCUAUGGCAUUGCAGAGGGCAAGCUCGGCUCCAUCUUCUUUGUGACAAGUAUCACUUCGGCGCUCUCGAUGCUUGUAGCCUCCUCCCUGGCCAAGCGAUUUGGCAACAUCAAGACCAUGGUCUUUACGCAUCUGCCGUCCUCCAUCUUCCUCUCCCUCAUUCCCGUCUUCCCCGACGUGCGUCUCUCCCUGCUUUUCCUGUGGCUGCGCGCCUCCAGCCAGAGCAUGGAUGUCGCACCCCGCGCCGCCUUCCUAGCCGCCGUCAUCAAGCCAAGCGAGCGCACCGCCAUCAUGGGCGUUAUCAAUGUGGUCAAGACAACCGGCGCCAGCUUGGGCCCUUUCUUGACUGGUACGUUGGCUGACCACGGCCUGUUUUGGGUCGCCUUUGUCACAGCAGGGUGUCUCAAGGCGAGUUACGAUCUGGGCAUGCUUGCAGUCUUUCAGAAUCACGAGAGGCAUGCGGCUGAACGAGAGAGGCGGAGCGUGGAGGCGAGUGCCGCUUCUGCGUAA